AUGAACAGUGAUGAUCAAUUUGUACGUUGCAUGACAGAAAUUUACAAGAAACAAAAUCUGAAUAUUUACAUGAACAAACAACAAAAUACAACAAUGAAUCAUCAUGCAUGUCCCAAUACCCAAUCACCAUUAAAUCGACAACAAGUAACACGACAACUACUACAGCUAAUGGAUCAUCCAAUUACAUUCGAUCAUAUUCAAGAAAUACAUCACCACCAGAACCAGAUAUCAAAGACAUCUAUAAUUGAGCGGGCUACACGUUCUAGUCCAUCAUCAACAAACCAACUAGUUUCAUCAACACCACGGCGACCAUUAGGAGAGAGUGAAUCAGAAAAUCAAUCUCAACGACAAAUAAAAAUACCAAGGCCUCAUGCAAUUACACCAUCUGCUCCUCCACAAAUAUCAACAACAGUUAAACCAUUUCAUCUACCAACAGCACAUCUUAAAGGAGCAGUAUCGAAUAAUUUACCGUUCCAACAACAAUUAUCUGAAUCAAUAGGAGACCUUUCUAUACUAAUACCUGUUGGUACGAAUCGAUAUAAAUUUGGUGUAACAUCAAAAAAUGAUUUCUUAUUACUUUGGAAUUGUAAGUGGCCAAAUGAAAUGGACAACAUUGAUGUUGAAAUACAACAACCUCGUUCUCUACCUGAUUGUUGCACACUAUUAGUGUGCUAUGCACCAGCUGAUCUAUCCAAUGAAUUCGUUUAUCGAGAAAUUACUAAAUCAAUUAGCUCAGCAGGUUCCUACUCAAAAAUCAACUACCAUCGACCCCGAUCAACAAAUGAUUAUAGAUUUUGUAUAGCCGAUGCAAAUAAAUACGAAGAAAUUUUAAAGAUCGCUAGUGUAACAAUCGAAUAUUUACUUCUUCAAAUAACUGCAUUUCGUCCUGGUUUAAAAUUGACUUACUGCUCAAACUAUUGGAUGAUUGGUCAUACUAAACCUGAAUGUAAAAUGAACCCUCGAUGUCGUAAAUGCUUAGAUAAUUGGGAACUUACUCAUCACUGCCAAAAGCCAAUAUUAUGUGCUCAAUGUGAAAGUCCACAUCUAUCAACAAGUAUCGAAUAUCCAGCGGUUUACAAUUAUCGCAUAACAUUAAAAGAUCAAGUUAAAAGAGCCAUUAAUGAUGGAUUAAUAAGUCAACCCAGUAUCAACCAAAAAAGAGAAGCUACUCGUUAUGUUGAAGAUGGGAAAUAUGAAACCAAACAAACAAAUGGAACUAACCAAGUAUGUGAAUGCUAA
Messenger RNA from Rotaria socialis, 1239 nucleotides. Lineage: Eukaryota; Metazoa; Rotifera; Eurotatoria; Philodinida; Philodinidae. The record is from the annotation of a GenBank genome assembly.